GGGGCGGAGGCGGGAAGGACGGAUGGCGCUGAGGGCGCUCCGGGAGCUCUGAGGGGAUUGCGUUUUCCCGUGGAGGAGCUCGGUGAUGAAGCUGAAUCAUGCCGUGUGUUGGUGUUUUUUGGAUACGUGUAUUUAAUUAAAAGUCAGAGGAGGACACAGUUCUAAACCUGAAGUAAAGGGGAGGAAGAGCUGGCAAUGUCUUCUGAGGGGGCAGAAUACACCAUCGGGGGGGUGAAGAUCCUCUUCCCCUGCAAGGCUUACCCCUCCCAGCUGGCCAUGAUGAAUGCUAUAGUGAAAGGUUUAAACACCAGGCAGCACUGUUUGCUGGAGAGCCCUACAGGCAGUGGGAAAAGCUUGGCAUUGCUUUGCUCUGCGUUAUCAUGGCAGCAGACUCUGCACGAGAAACGCGAGCUGAGCCGCUCCUGGGAGCAGGACAGGAAGGCAGAGCCGGCCCCGCCCUGCCCCUGCACGUGUCACUGCCAGCCCAGGGGCAACGAGGCUGCAGCGAGUGGGAACCCUGGGCCUUCUCGUCCUUCUGACAGCUGGGAAACAGCCACUUCCACCAAACCUGGAAGCCCCCUGACUAACACAGAAUGUAAGGAAAAUGAAACUCUAGCUUCGAAGUUGGCUGCCAAAAAGAAGUCAUCCCUACAUGACAGUGAGACUGAUGAUUUUCAAGUGGACAGGAAAAGGAUCCGUCCUUUGGAAACAGAGCAGCAGGUCAGAAAACGCCACUGUUUGGCCAGAGGAGUCCAGUUGGUCGAUGCUUUAGAAGUUUAUCAUCAGAGGAAAAACGGAGAGCUCACUGUUCACUCUGAAAAAAGGGUGAAAACCGCUGCUUGUUCUUCCCAGACAUCUUCUGGCCCUUGCACUGAGUGUUCCUGCUCCUCUGGAAAGGCACCCAGUAAGGAUCCCAGUCACACAAAGAAGAAGGAAGAUGGAGAUGGCUCGUCUGUUCCCAAGAUAUUUUUUGGAACACGGACUCACAAGCAGAUAGCCCAGAUCAUCAGGGAGCUGAAGAGAACAGCCUAUUGCUCUGUCCCCAUGACCAUCCUGUCCAGCAGGGAUUACACCUGCAUUCACCCAGUGGUGUCCAACAGUGGGAGCAACAGGAAUGAAAUGUGUGUCGAACUGCUGGAAGGAAAAAAUGGCAAGUCCUGUGCCUACUACCACGGUGUGCACAAGCUCAGUGAGCACCAUGCCCUGCAGGCUGCAUAUGGGCUGCACCAGGCCUGGGACGUCGAGGACCUGGUGAGCCUGGGCAGGAAGCUUCGUGCCUGUGCUUAUUUUGCAGCCAGGGAGCUCAUGGUGGGAGCAGACAUCGUGUUUUGUCCCUACAAUUAUCUGCUGGACCCGCAGAUAAGGGAGAGUAUGGACAUCAACCUGAAGGGCCAGGUGGUGAUUUUGGACGAAGGCCACAACAUCGAGGACUGUGCCCGGGAGUCCGUGAGCUUCGGGGUCACCGAGAGCCAGCUCAGGGCAGCCCGGGAGGAGCUGGACUUCAUGGUCAGCAACAACAUCAGGCAGAAGGACCACGGGCCCCUGAGAGCUGUGUGCUGCUCCCUGAUAAAUUGGCUGCAGGAGAGCUCUGGUCAGCUGGUAGAGAGAGGGUUUGAAAGUGCCUGUAAGGUGUGGAGUGGAAAAGAAAUGCUCACCUUUCUGCACCAAAUGGGGAUAACUGGGAUUACUUUCCCCAUUUUGCAGAAACAUCUCCUUGCGGUGCUGGAAAAAGAGGAGAAGGUGUCCGUGCACGGCAGGGAAGAACUCGUUGAGGUGCCAGUUGUGAGCUCUGCCACGCAGAUAGUGCUCAAAGGGCUCUUCAUGGUGCUCCUGUGCCUCUUCAAGGAGAACAGCAGGUUUGCAGAUGAUUACAGAGUUGCUCUGCAGCAAACUUACACUUGGGUGAAUGAGAACCAGCACGAGGAUUCAGACACAGGCUCCUACUUUGCAUGGCCCAGGCACAAGAAGAGUUCAAGGCAGAAGACCCUGGUCCACCUGCUCAGUUUUUGGUGCUUGAACCCUGCUGUGGCUUUUUCUGACCUCAGUGAAGUCAGAACAAUUGUCCUGACAUCUGGAACACUCUCUCCCAUGGAUUCCUUUUCCUCGGAGCUGGGGGUGAAGUUCUCCAUCCAGCUGGAGGCCAACCACGUCAUUCGCAACUCCCAGGUGUGGGUGGGCACGGUGGGCGCUGGCCCCAGCGGGCGCAGGCUCUGUGCCACCUUCCAGCACACCGAGACCUUCGACUUCCAGGACGAGGUGGGGGCACUGCUGCUCUCCGUGUGCCAGACGGUUGGCCAGGGAGUUCUCUGCUUUCUGCCAUCCUACAAGAUGCUGGACAAGCUGAAGGACCGCUGGAUUCACACUGGCUUGUGGAAGAAACUGGAGCUGGUGAAGACAGUGAUUGCAGAGCCUCAGGGAGGGGCAAAGAGUGACUUUGAUGAGCUGCUCAGCAUUUACUAUGAUGCAAUCAAGUGUAAAGGAGGAAAAGAUGGGGCUCUGCUCAUCGCCGUGUGCAGGGGCAAGGUCAGCGAGGGGCUGGACUUCUGCGACGAGAACGCCCGGGCCGUGGUGACCAUCGGCAUCCCCUUCCCCAACGUCAAGGACCUGCAGGUGGAAUUAAAGAGGAAGUACAAUGACCAGCACAAAAGUACAAGAGGCCUUUUAUCAGGGAGUCAGUGGUAUGAAAUUCAAGCUUACAGAGCUCUCAACCAAGCCCUGGGAAGGUGUAUAAGGCACAGGAACGACUGGGGGGCUCUGAUUUUGGUCGAUGACCGGUUCCGGAAUAACCCCAGUAAAUACAUCACUGGAUUGUCCAAGUGGAUCCGGCAGCAGAUCCAGCACCACGGGAGCUUCGGCAGCGCCCUGCAAUCCCUGCAGGCCUUCGCCCACAGGAACCAGGGAGGUGCUGACUGCUCCUCCCAGGACAACGGCCAGAUUGGCCACACACCUGCCAAUUCCAAGGGCCUGUCACAAGGCUCUCAACCAGAGGCAACUGCUCACCUGUCACCAGAUGUUGCUGCCAGAAGCGAGGAGCGAAAUUCGGGUUCGGAAGCGAAUUUUGCUGCGCCCGUCGGCUCAAAUCAGCCGAGUGACGUCACGGCAGCAGCGAGGCAGAGUGACUGGAAAGUUGGUGUGGAGAGUCAUUCUCCCCAUGUGAAACCAAGAAGAAGAAGAAGAGAAAGAAGAGAAAGAAGAAGAGAAAGAAGAGAAAGAAGAAGACGUGUGGACUCCACGCCCAGAAUGCCGACAACUGAAAUAGAGACAGGAAAAAUGAAUGGCUGGACUCGUGGUGAUGUUGUGAAGGAGAAUUCCUGCUUUAAACCACUGACUUCAGCACCUCUGCCUGUGGCAGAGAGCUGCAGGUCCACAGCUAACAGCAGACAGGAGGGUGUGAAUGGGCCCAGUGAACUUAUUGAUAGCUUAAAUCAGUGCCAAUCAUCGUUAACUGCAGAACAGAAAUCGAGGGGACCAGAAUCAUGUUUGGAAACAACUCAAUUUUCGGUUAAAAACACCGAGGCUCCAAUUGCUGAAGAGCUGCAGCUUCCAGCUGAGCCCUGCAGAGAGUGCCCUUCAGCAGGAGGGGAGGCUGCACUCCCUGCUCUGAACGUGUGUGCAGAGGAUGAGGAUGAGGAUGAGAGUAUUUACUUCACCCCGGAGCUCUAUGAUGACUCCGAGCCAGAGGAGCAGGAAAUCCCAGCCCUGCUCCCAGCCCCUCAGGCAGACGGGAACGAGCCUGGAGGUGGAAACCCCCCUGCGGCCCGGGAACUUUUUGCCAUGGACACCUCAGAAACAGCAAAUGUGACUGGAAAAGUGGAGCCUGGUGGCAGCAGCCCAAGGUGGAAAAGGAUGCAGAGUGAGAGGAGUGAGGACAGUGCAGGUAGUGGUGCAGAGCAGGGAGCAGCUGCAGGCACGGACAGCAUCAAACGCAGGGUCAGCCUGUCCAGAAGACGAAAUAAAGGUGUGUCCUCUUUCCCCUCGAGCAGCAGCAGCACCUGGGCACAGUUCCUGUAGGAAUCCCAGCUGUUCAAAAUGUCGCCUCACCACAGAGCAGUGAUGGCUUUCCCUUGCUCAUCUCUCGUGAGCUGCUCCCACACUUGAGUUCUUACUCUGGUUUUUUGGUUUUCACUGUGGAACAUGCAGUUUUCUAGAGAUAAGAGUUAAGAUUCCUCAUCCUGACUGCAUGGUAAAGAACAACACGUCUGGAAAUUCUAAACACAAGCCCAAGUGGGAUCUUACUUGUAAUUGUUGGCUGAGGAGGUUUGUGCACUACAGAUUUAAUUCACCAUUAAAUGCCAUAAAAUAAUAGUGUUUCUCCUCAGAAAGCAAACCUCCCCAUAUCAUCAAGUUACAGUUUUCUGCAUUUGUUAGGGCUUUGCUUUUUUUUUUUUUUUUUUUUUUAAUUAAUUAAAUAUGUAGAACAGCAUCUUUGCAGAUCAGGUCAUGUGAUAGAUUGAGCCUGGAUACCAGAAUAGGUGUAUUCUUCAGUCUUUUGUUUCCCUCACAUUCCUUAUGUUGAAACAUCUCUCAGGAGCUGUGUCUGAACAUUUUGAUAUCUGAUGAUGGUGAGAGGCUUCUCCAGAGAUCUGUGUUUGUUUUAUAUGAAAAUUGCUGUUCCUCUAAAUUUGUCUGCUGGGAGAAGAUCUCCUUUCUUUGGAUCAGGCUGUGUGUGUAUUCACAUGAAAACAUGUUCUCAUUUGUAUGCCCUACAAACACAUUUUGUAUGCAAUAUAUAACAAUAUAAAUUUGUACAUAAAGGCC
This is a messenger RNA of Myiozetetes cayanensis, 4758 nucleotides long. It is a transcript of the gene BRIP1, whose product is annotated as BRCA1 interacting helicase 1. The record is from RefSeq and is a predicted model, not a curated record. Gene Ontology annotation, biological process: double-strand break repair involved in meiotic recombination; nucleotide-excision repair. NCBI's taxonomy places the organism in Eukaryota, Metazoa, Chordata, Aves, Passeriformes, Tyrannidae. Gene Ontology annotation, cellular component: nucleus. Gene Ontology annotation, molecular function: DNA binding; ATP binding; hydrolase activity, acting on acid anhydrides, in phosphorus-containing anhydrides.